AUGCUAACAAAGCUCGAAACGAAGAGCAAUCGAGUGAAGGGCUUGAGCUUUCACCCCAAGAGGCCCUGGAUUCUUGCCUCCCUCCAUAAUGGCCUCAUUCAAUUGUGGGAUUACCGCAUCAGAACUCUUUUGGAUCGAUUCGAUGAGCAUGAUGGCCCCGUGAGGGGAAUCAGCUUCCACGCUACACAGCCUCUCUUCGUGUCAGGCGGCGAUGACUACAAGAUCAAGGUGUGGAACUACAAGCUGCGGCGCUGUCUCUUCACUCUGCUCGGGCACAUGGACUACAUCCGCACAGUCCAAUUCCACCAUGAAUACCCCUGGAUUCUGAGCGCGUCCGACGAUCAGACGAUCAGAAUCUGGAAUUGGCAGUCCCGUACCUGCAUCGCCGUACUCACUGGCCACAACCACUACGUUAUGAGCGCCUACUUCCACCCCAAGGAGGAUCUCGUCGUCUCCGCCUCGCUUGAUCAGACUGUUCGCAUCUGGGACAUUUCUGGUCUGAAGAAGAAGAACGUUUCGCCCACGGGAGGACUUGACGACCCGCUCCGUCUCGCACAGAACGAUCUUUUCGGCAACCCCAACGUGGUGGUCAAGUACGUGCUCGAGGGCCACGACAGGGGCGUUAACUGGGCCGCCUUCCACCCCUCUCUGCCCCUCAUCGUUUCGGGCGCCGAUGAUCGCUCGGUCAAGCUCUGGCGAAUGAACGACACGAAGGCGUGGGAGGUGGACACGCUGCGCGGGCACUACAACAACGUGUCGUGCGUGAUCUUCCAUCCGCACCAGGAGCUCAUCCUGAGUAACUCGGAGGACAAGACCAUCCGCGUGUGGGACAUGUCCAAGCGCUCGGCGGUGCAGACCUUCCGCAGGGAGCACGACCGCUUCUGGAUCAUCGCAGCGCACCCCGAGAACAACCUCUUCGCCGCGGGUCACGAUUCGGGCUUGAUCGUGUUCAAGCUCGAGCGGGAACGGCCCGCCUACGUAGCGCACAAGGGGGCGCUGUUCUACGUCAAGGAGCGCUAUCUGCGCACCUACGAUUUCGCCUCGGCCCGCGACGUGCCCGUCAUGUCCAUUCGGCGCGCGGUGGCCAAGUCGCCUCGCUCGCUCUCCUACAACCCCGCCGAGAAGGCCGUCCUCCUCUACUCGGACGCCGACGGUGGCACGUACGAGUUCUACAAGCUCCCCGCCGACGGACGCUCGGCCGACUCGGUCGAGUCCAAGAAGGGCGCCGCCAACUCGGCCGUCUUCAUCAAGCGCAACCGCUUCGCCGCCCUCGACGCCAAGGCCGGCCAGCUGCACCUCAAGAACCUCAAGUGCGAGACCGUCAAGCGCCUGCCCAUGCCCCCGGGCACCGACAUGAUCUUCGCCGCCGGCCUCGGCUCCCUCCUCCUCCGCGCCGAGGACAAGAUCAUCCUCUACGACCUCCAGCAGAAGCGCGCUGUCGCCGAGCUCACCGCGCCCAACAUCAAGUACGUCAUCUGGGACGACAAGGGCGCCCACGUCGCCCUCCUCGGCAAGGACACGCUCGUGCUCGCCACCCGCAAGCUCGAGCAGGAGUGCAUCAUCCACGAGACCAUGCGCAUCAAGAGCGGUGCCUGGGAGGAGAGCGGCGUCUUCCUCUACACCACCGUGUCCCACAUGAAGUACUGCCUCCGCGACGGCGAGCACGGCAUCGUGCGCACCCUCGACGUGCCCAUCUACGUGACCGGCGUCCGUGGCAACCAGGUGCACUGCCUGGACCGCGAGGGCCGUAAUCGCGUGGUGCUGAUCGACCCGACGGAGUACGCCUUCAAGAUGGCGCUGGCGCACAGGCGGUACGCCGACGUGCUCAAGAUGGUGAAGCCGGGCCAGUCGAACCUGGUGGGCCAGGCCAUCAUCGCCUACCUGCAGCGCAAGGGCUACCCCGAGGUGGCGCUCUACUUUGUCAAGGACGACAAGACCAAGUUCAACCUGGCCCUGGAGUGCGGCAACAUCGAGGUGGCGCAGGCGUGCGCCAAGGCGCUCGACGACAAGGACGCCUGGCACCGACUGGGCACCGAGGCCCUGCGCCAGGGCAACCACCAGGUGGUCGAGAUGGCCUACCAGCGCACCAAGAACUUUGAGCGGCUCUCCUUCCUCUACCUCAUCACGGGCAACGUGGAGAAGCUACACAAGAUGCUCAAGAUCGCCGAGAUGCGCAACGACACCAUGGGCCGCUUCCACAACGCCCUCUACCUGGGCGACGUCCACGAGCGCGUGCGCAUCCUCGAGGAGGUCGGCCAGUUCGGCCUCGCCUACACCACCGCCGCCACGCACGGCCUCGCCGAGGACGCCGCUCGCCUCGCCGAGAAGCUCGACGGCAACCUGGCCCCCGUGCCCGAGGAGUCGGCCACGCGCCUGAUGGUGCCCCCCGCGCCGAUCCUCCGCCACCACGACUCCAACUGGCCCCUGCUCACCGUCUCGCCGGGCUUCUUCGACCCCUCGACCAUGGACGACUCCUCCGGCCGCGGUAUCCGCGCUGCCGCCCCCGGCCUCGACCUCGACGACGAGGGCGAAGAGGCCGCCGGCGCCUGGGACGACACCGGCGCCGACCUCGGCGAGGAGGGCGAAGGUGAGGGCCUCGCUCCCGCCGCCGACCUCGGCAACGACGAGGACGACGGCGGUGCCGGCUGGGACGACGACGGCGGCCUCGACGGCCUCGACAGCGUGGACCUGGUCCCGGCCAAGUCCGAGUCGUUCUUUGUCGCGCCGCGACCGGGCCAGAACGCGCGCCAGGUGUGGACCAAGAACUCGCGCCACGCCGCCGACCACGCGGCGGCCGGGUCCAUCGAGAGCGCCAUGGAGCUGCUCCACCAGCAGGUGGGCGUCGUCAACUUUGCGCCGCUGCGCCCGCACUUCAUGGCCCUCUGGAUGGGCGCCCACGCCGCCAGCCCGAGCGGACCCCUCGGGCCUGCGGUGAUCUCCAACCUGGAGCGCAUCGUCGAGGGCCAGAGCGCCGGCCUGCCGGCCCUGUGGACCAACGUGGGCCUGCUCAUCGAGCAGCUCAAGGCCGCCUACCGCUCGACCACCAAGGGCGCCUUCGGCGAGGCCCUCGACACCUUCGCGUCGCUGCUGCACAUGCUGGUCUUCGUCGUCGCCCCGACCAGGCAGGCGCGGACGGAGGUCGAGGAGCUGCGCGACCUGUGCCGCGAGUACAUCCUGGGCCUGCGCAUGGAGCUGCACAAGAAGACCCUGCCCGCCCAGAACCAGAUCGAGGCGCUGGAGCUGGCGGCCUACUUCACGCACUGCAACCUGCAGCCCAUCCACCGCAUGCUCGCCCUGCGCUCGGCGAUGAAGGCCGCCUACCGCAUCAAGUGCUACCACCUCGCCGCCUCGUUCGCCUCCCGCCUGCUCGAGCUCUCGCCCAAGCCGGAGAUCGCGCAGGAGGCCAAGAAGGUGAUCAAGUUCGCCGAGACCAACAACACCGACGCCCACACCCUCAACUACGACGAGCGCAACCCCUUCGUCGUGUGCGGCAUCUCCUUCACGCCCAUCUACAAGAACCGCCCCUCCAUCGAGUGCCCCUACUGCCACACCCACUACCUCCCCGCCCACGCCGGCAAGCUCUGCCCCACCUGCCAGCUCUCCGAAAUCGGCAAGGAGACCUCCGGCAUCAAGUUCACGCCAGGCAGAGACUAA
Molecule: messenger RNA, 3654 nt
Organism: Acanthamoeba castellanii str. Neff
Lineage: Eukaryota; Discosea; Longamoebia; Acanthamoebidae
Product: alphaCOP, putative
Exons: 6
Coding region: 1-3654 (1217 amino acids)
Biological process (GO): intracellular protein transport; retrograde vesicle-mediated transport, Golgi to endoplasmic reticulum; endoplasmic reticulum to Golgi vesicle-mediated transport
Cellular component (GO): COPI vesicle coat
Molecular function (GO): structural molecule activity; protein binding
Source: RefSeq, a predicted model, not a curated record